AAUUUCACUGACGACCAAAUUAAUAGUCCACUCACAACCAAUUAUAUUCUCUCAUGUAGCCAACUUAUGGUGCGGUGUGGUCGCUACCAUAAUUAAUUUAACUUCCCAAUAAUUUGUCAAUUAUAUCUCGUUAACGCAUACAUAAAUUUGGUUAUGACCGACAAAUCUGGCCCAGCAAUGAGCUUUGAUGUAGCGGGACAGCCACUGCAGUUAAUUUAAAUGGUUGUGGGUUUGGGACAUAAUACGAGGGACUGAGGAACAGAUCGGAAGAUGAAGACAAUGGAAAACAUCAGUUUUCACAAUUUCAACAAGAUGCAGAAUUUCUCACCAAACACAGCGGUAUUGAGGACUUCCGAGGACGCAAACAAAACUAAGAAACCUAGACACAGAACGACGUUUUCGCCUUUUCAACUUAAAGAAAUGGAAAAGGCCUUUAGGAAAGCUCCAUAUCCAGAUGUUAUGACGAGAGAGGAACUAGCGCGGCGAUUAGCACUCAACGAGUCACGUGUCCAGAUCUGGUUUCAAAACAGACGAGCAAAAUGGCGAAAAGGCUAUUCUCCAAAAUUAGACAUCAACUCAAAACCCAAUGAGAGCGAACUAAAAGAGGACCAAAAGCAACCUAAACAACCUCCACCCACCAAAGAAUCCGCGGAGCCCAAGAGCAUCACGUGGCAGCCCUGGCCGGGAAUGCUGAGCGAGUACUCGCCCUACCCGGGGGCCUGGAUGGGCCUCCCAGGGUCCUCUCCUUACAGUCCGUUUGUCUUUAACCAACAGGCAAUGUUUUUGCCUCGUGAUGGCGCUAAUUCUAGACAACCCGAGCUCAACGUACCCUUAAACCUUGUGCAGAGGGAAUAUACGUAUGGCGACAGCGUGUUCGAUCUGUCCAGAUACUUGCCGAAAGACAAAGAGUGAGAGAUGUUUACGUUGCUAGUAAUUCAAUGUUUAGAACAAAUGAACGUUAAAACGCAUCAACAUGCCAAAUAAUUGAUAAAUCUAGAGUACUUCUACGUAAAUCGAAUUCCCAAAAAUUCUAGGUAAUUUAAUUAUUAUGUGCAUUAUAUGAUUAAAUCAAUUGGAGAAUAAAAUUCAAUUAUGUUUA
Molecule: messenger RNA, 1099 nt
Organism: Magallana angulata
Lineage: Eukaryota; Metazoa; Mollusca; Bivalvia; Ostreida; Ostreidae
Product: paired mesoderm homeobox protein 2-like
Exons: 5
Coding region: 271-912 (213 amino acids)
Biological process (GO): regulation of transcription by RNA polymerase II
Molecular function (GO): DNA-binding transcription factor activity, RNA polymerase II-specific; RNA polymerase II transcription regulatory region sequence-specific DNA binding
Source: RefSeq, a predicted model, not a curated record